CCCAAAUCCGGGGGGCGCCGGGGGGCCCCGAGACCCCCCCGGAGCUGGAGGAGGAAGUGUCCAUCGUGCAGCUCUCGGACCCGCAGCCCCCGCACUGCUUCACGCGCACGCUGCACGAGCUGAGCUGCUUCUGGGACAGCCCCGGGCCCGCUGACCACCGGCGAUUCCGCAUGGAGUACCGGCUCGAACAUGACCCCUGGCAGCAGUGUCCCCUGCGGGUCACGGCGCUGGCCCCGCCCCGCGGCCGCUCCCGGUUCUGGUGCUCGCUGCCCGUGGCCGCCACCGUCACCUUCGUGCCCCUGGAGCUGCGCGUGCUGCGCGCGGGCCCCGAGGGACCCCCGGAGACCCCCGAGGGACCCCCAGAGACCCCCGAGGGACCCCCAGAGACCCCCGAGACCCCCGGGACCACCGAGAGACACCCCGGGACCUCUGAGACCACCAAGGACACCGAGAGACCCCCGGAGACCCCCGAGGGACCCCCGGAAAACCCCCGAGACCCCCGGGACCACCGAGAGACCCCCCAAAACCACCGGGACCUCUGA
Camarhynchus parvulus is the source of this 542-nucleotide messenger RNA. RefSeq names its product basic salivary proline-rich protein 1-like. The record is from RefSeq and is a predicted model, not a curated record. The transcript has 4 exons. NCBI's taxonomy places the organism in Eukaryota, Metazoa, Chordata, Aves, Passeriformes, Thraupidae. Bases 171 to 542 code for a protein of 123 amino acids.